Molecule: messenger RNA, 1605 nt
Organism: Leptidea sinapis
Lineage: Eukaryota; Metazoa; Arthropoda; Insecta; Lepidoptera; Pieridae
Gene: CstF50
Product: cleavage stimulation factor subunit 1
Exons: 11
Coding region: 257-1558 (433 amino acids)
Biological process (GO): mRNA 3'-end processing
Cellular component (GO): mRNA cleavage stimulating factor complex
Molecular function (GO): RNA binding; protein binding
Source: RefSeq, a predicted model, not a curated record
GUUACAUAUUUUUUGUGUGACUGUAAAUAUUGCAUCACCAUAGAUAUUUUAAAUCUGUCAAAGUAACAAAGAAGUUUUUGACAAUAAUUAUUAGUUAUACCAAACGUCAAAAGUCAAAACAAUCAGCAGUCAGCACCUAUUUGGACUUUCGUAAUUCGUUGUGUUUGUAUUUUGCCGGUGUACACUGUUGGUGUUUUUUUAUUAUUGAGAAAUCGUAACUUAGUUGUUUAUCUCAUAAGUUUAGUAUUAAAAUAAAAUGAAGGAAACUACAGGUGAUAUUGAUACAAAGAACGUUGUGAAGAAUAGAGAGUUGCUUUAUCGUAUGAUUAUCAGUCAGCUGUACUAUGAUGGAUACCAGCCUAUUGCAGCAUCAUUGUCAGCUGCGGUGCAUGCAGACCCACCAUGUCCACCCAGUGAUAGACUUCUAAAUGUCAUGAUGGUGGGACUGCAGCAUGAGCCGGAGAGACGGGACCGUCUCGCGGCCUCCAGUGGUGCUGAGCAUCUUCUGGGCACCACAGGCCUUGAUCUGGAGUUCGAGAUGGACGCGUCCUCGCUCGCGCCCGAGCCCGCCACUUACGAGACGGCGUACGUGACGUCACACAAGAUGGCGUGCCGUGCCGGCGCCUUCAGCGCCUGCGGCCAGCUGGUCGCCACCGGCAGCGUGGACGCCAGUAUCAAGAUCCUUGACGUGGAGCGGAUGCUGGCCAAGUCGGCUCCCGAGGAGGUGGAGGCGGGCCGCGAGCAGCAAGGACACCCCGUCAUCAGGACCUUGUACGACCACACGGACGAGAUCACGGCGCUGGACUUCCACCCGCGGGAGCAGGUCUUGGUGUCGGCCUCGCGCGACUGCUGCAUCAAACUGUUCGACAUCACAAAGGCUUCCGCUAAGAAAGCGUACAAGAGCAUUACGGAUGCUGAGCCGGUGCUGUGCGUGGCGUUCCACCCGCUGGGUGACCACAUCAUAGCGUCCACCACGCACCCUGUCAUCCGGCUGUAUGACGUCACCACGGGUCAGUGCUUCGUGUGCCCCAUCCUCUCGCACCACCACAAGCGACAAGUCAACUGCAUCAAGUUCUCUCCGAACGGCAAGUACUUCGCGAGUGGCAGUGCUGAUGGCAGCAUAAAGCUGUGGGACACCGUCUCCAACCGCUGCUUCAAUACAUUCAUCAGCGCGCACGAGGGCUCCGAGAUCUGCUCUGUCGAGUUCACCAGGAACAGCAAGUACCUGCUGACGUCAGCGCUGGACUCUUCCAUCAAGCUGUGGGAGCUGGCCAGCAGUCGCUGUCUCAUCCAGUACACGGGAGCGGGGACCACAGGCAAGCAGGAGCACCCCGCGCAGGCCAUCUUCAACCACUCGGAGGACUACGUGCUGUUCCCGGACGCCGCCACCACGUCGCUGUGCACGUGGCACUCGCGCAGCGCCAGUCGCUGCCAGCUCAUGUCACUGGGGCACAACGGUGCCGUCAGACACAUCGUCCACUCGGGCACGGCGCCCGCCUUCCUCACGUGCAGCGACGACUACCGCGCACGCUUCUGGUACCGCCGCAACACACACUGAGAUAUAACUCACCGGAAAUAUACGAGGAUGAACAUCCACCCGCCUUA